AUGUUUUCGGAAGAGGAACGCCUGGCGUCUUUCGCCAUCGCCUCGUCAUCCACAUCCGCUUCAACGGCCAAGAAGCGCCAGUCCACCAAAGCAGCAUCAACAUCAGCAUCGUCGACAUCCACAGCAUGGCCCCAUCCCGUCACCGCACGCGGCGCAAAGGCAGCAGGCGUCCCCACGCCAAGUGUGCUCGCAGUGCACGGCUUCUACCACGCGCCCACACCCCAAGACCCCGACGCCGUCGCUCACUUUCUCUAUCCCGAGCUGCGCAUCGCCAAUUGGCAAGCGAACGAUGAUCCACUCGCUCGCCUCGAGAACGCCCUUCCAAACAACGGAUGGUGUCGCAUCCACAACAGCCUCUCGCUCGCCGCCUUUGACGAUGCUGCCAAGAUGUGGUUCUGGCAAUCGCCCGAGCUGCUCCCCACAUCCUCCGAAAUGAUCCAGGCUCGCAAAGAGACAUUCGGCUCUCGCUGGCCCUACGACGGCAAAAAGGGCUGGAAACCCACCAGCAAAAAGCUGGCCGAAGCUGGCUUCCUCUUCAACCCCACCGAAGAAGAACCGGACAAUGCAAAGUGCAUCUACUGCGACAGGUCGCUCGGCGGCUGGGAAAAGUCGGACGACCCCGUACACGAGCACCAGCGACGCCAUCCCGACUGCGCCUUUUUCAAAUGCGAGCUACGCCAACCCCCACCGCCAGCGCCGCAGCCUUCUGGUCCUGACGCGGACUCGGACGACGCGGCUGCGCAAGAUGCAGAGCCGGUUGUUGCACCCAGGAAAGGUGGGAAGCGCGCCGUAUCCGCAAAUGCACGCAAAGCAUCCACCAGGGUGGCCAAAGCGAAAAAGGCCGCAUCCAUCGCCGCAUCGGCAGAACCGAGCGCACCACCCUCACGCAGCGAGUCGCCCGCGCCCGAGCCAGAAGCCGUGGCCGAGCCUGAAGCCCAAGAGGAGGCACCAGCACCAGCACCGCCAGCCAAGAAGGGCACCCGAAAGACCACACGCAGCGUGUCAACAAGAAAGGGCGCCGCCGCUGCCGAAAAGAAGGAAGAGCUCGAACAAGACAAGGCUGAAGGACGACCUGCGCCCGAGCCAGAGCCACAAACAGAGUCCUCGGCCAGCGCAGACACACCAGAAGAUAAGCCCACCAAGGUGGCUAGAACCAAAAAGCCAGCGGCAGGGCUGGGCAACGGCAGCACCGAGCCACCCUCCAUGCGUCCCUCGCGGCUGGCCAGCCGAAGAGCCACGCGGCUCAUGGAGAUGCUCUCGGCCGAUGACGACGUCGACCGCAUUCCGCGCCGACCCGAUGAAGAUGACCUCGCCAGGCGCGAACAGGCGCUAUCGGACCCCGUCCCCUUCCCGCGCGUACCGAGCGAGGACGAGCGUGAGCCUGCCACCGACCCCGUCGUCGCGCCCAAGCCCAAGCGCAGCAGGUCCAAGUCGGCCAAGAAGGUCGAGCCGGCGCCAGAGCCCGAGCCCGAGCCCGAGCCAGAAAGAGAACCAGAACCGGUGGUGGUCUCAGAAUCCGAACCCGAAGUCGAGGCCGAAGCUGUGCCGGAAGCCGAACCUGUUCUGGACACGACCGUGAUCGAGCACGCCGCCUCUGACGUCUCGGUUUCGGACGUCGAGCCCUCGCCUCCUCGUCCUGUGCGCCCUGCCAAGCCGACGCGCUCUACCCGCACAUCCUCUCCUGUGGCUGUGCUGCCGCCAACGACGUCGGAAGCGACGAUCCGCGCAUCCAGCCCUGCCGCCGCACCGGGCGUUUCGUCAUUGGCACAGCUAGCCGCGCUCGAUCUCGACGACACACAGCGCGCACUCACGCUCGGCGCGUGGCUGCAGGCGCACGCCGACGCCGCCGCGCGCGAGAUGCGCGCCGCCGCCCAGGCCGAGCUCGCCCAGCUCGAGGCGGGCGCCCUGCGCGCGCGGGGCGAGAUGGAGCGCACGCUGCGCGGCCGUGCAUGA
Moesziomyces aphidis is the source of this 1953-nucleotide messenger RNA. The record is from the annotation of a GenBank genome assembly. NCBI's taxonomy places the organism in Eukaryota, Fungi, Basidiomycota, Ustilaginomycetes, Ustilaginales, Ustilaginaceae.